Oryzias latipes (Japanese medaka) is the source of this 2066-nucleotide messenger RNA. The record is from RefSeq and is a predicted model, not a curated record. Lineage: Eukaryota; Metazoa; Chordata; Actinopteri; Beloniformes; Adrianichthyidae.
GACAUCAUGCAGACUGAGUACUCUGCUUGUUAGUUUAUGUCAUCAUGUAAUCAUAUGACAUCACAUGACAUCACAUGAUAUAAUAUGACAUCAUGCAGACUGCCACUCUAGUCCAGAUAUACAUGUCAGAUUUCUAGUCAAAAUAUUUGCUGUGGUUGAAGAGAUUUAAGGUUAGUGCUCCAGAAAGAAUUUGGAAACACACUUGGAACACGGUCUUUGAGGAGACUAAAAGCUUUUGUUUCAGAAACUUUCUGUAAACUCUGUCAUUUCUGUUAUUUUACACCUAACAACUGGUAAAAAUGCCCCGUGUGACUGAGGAAAACAGGCCCAAAAAUCCAAGCCCAAAACUCAGUAAAGUUCUGGAGGAACUCAACACGCUGGAAAGGACCAACAAAAAUCUCAUGCAGGACAAAAGAGGCCAGGGUCUAACUACUGAGGUGGAAGCUCUUGAGCAUGAAAAUGCUAAAUUACAGAAAGAAUUAGAAGAACUUGCUGUUCCAACUGACACCAAAGAGUUGAGACAGAAAUUCAAUCACUUAAAAGAAGAGAAAGAUCAGACGAGUGAAGAACACUUGACCCUAAAACAGGCCAACCUUGACAUGGUCUGGGUACUUAAAGAGUGCAAAGCCAUGUUGAUGCAACAACUGGACAUUGGUGAGAAAAAUGUAUCCGACAUCGAAAAGCUGAGACAACAGCUUAAAAUUUUCGGAGAACAGAAGGCUGCAAAGGGAGGCAAAGAACCCAAACCAGACAACAAGAAAGCCUUUGAGGACCUUGAAAGAAAAUAUCAGGAGGCUCAAAAAGAAAAUGAGGAACUAAAGGCAAAAAAUCAAGUUCUGGUUGAUGAAGUUGAAGAUUUGGAGAAAGAAAAUGCUGACUUAAACAAGAAACUGUUGCAGCAUGAAUCCACUAUCACUGAGCUGAAAGAGCAACUAAAGAAACAUGAAGAGGAGAAAAAGGCUCUCCUUGAAUUGAAUAAACUCAAGGAAAAGGAAGCAGAAGAUGCAAAAAGGGAGUUGGAAGAACUGAAGGCAAACAAAGAGAAGAAAACAGUUUCUGUACAGACUGACUCUGAUGCUGAGGAGAAGAAAACAGUUUCUGUACAGACUGACUCUGAUGCUGAGGAGAAGAAAACAGUCUCUGUACAGACUGACUCUGAUGCUGAGGAGAAGAAAACAGUCUCUGUACAGACUGACUCUGAUGCUGAGGAGAAGAAAACUGUCUCUGUACAGACUGACUCUGAUGCUGAGGAGAAGAAAACUGUCUCUGUACAGACUGACUCUGAUGCUGAGGAGAAGAAAAAAGUUUCUGUACAGACUGACUCUGAUGCUGAGAAGAAGAAAACAGUUUCUGUACAGACUGACUCUGAUGCUGAGGAGAAGAAAACAGUUUCUGUACAGACUGACUCUGAUGCUGAGGAGAAGAAAACAGUCUCUGUACAGACUGACUCUGAUGCUGAGGAGAAGAAAACAGUCUCUGUACAGACUGACUCUGAUGCUGAGGAGAAGAAAACUGUCUCUGUACAGACUGACUCUGAUGCUGAGGAGAAGAAAACUGUCUCUGUACAGACUGACUCUGAUGCUGAGGAGAAGAAAAAAGUUUCUGUACAGACUGACUCUGAUGCUGAGGAGAAGAAAGCAGUUUCUGUACAGACUGACUCUGAUGCUAAGGAGAAGAAAACAGUCUCUGUACAGACUGACUCUGAUGCUGAGGAGAAGAAAACAGUUUCUGUCCAGACUGACUCUGGGAAUCAGGAAUGCAUCACCAAAGAGGGAGAAACCACAAGUCCCAAAGACCAGACUGGGGAAAAGACAACAGAGGUUGAAAAAACAAACUCUCCUGUCACAGAAAAUGAUGGAAGGGCUGAGAAGGAGAGUGAUGGAAUGAAGAAAGAUCUUCAAGAAAUCCAAGAGGAACUUUCUGUCAAGAACCUCGAAAGCUGGGAGAAAACAGAACAACAGGUUGAAGUAGAAGUGAAACCAAAGAAAGGAAAGAAGGUCAAGAGACAGAGGAAGUUCAGCUCCAUCCAAGACUUGAUGUCUGCUAAGCAGUUCUGCAAUCUGUAA